GAAACUGCAGUUCUCAGUGCAAGAGAGUGGAACUUGAAGCAGGACCGCGGCAUGCACCGGCCACAGCGCGCCUCAGCUACCUACUGCACAGCUACCGGUGGGCAGGACCUGCUCAUGCAGAGGGGCAGCAUUUCACUUGUUCAGCCUGGUCACUCAACGCUUUCGCAAAAAUCUAGAUCUUGUUUAGCUGGGCAUUGCUCCGGAGGCAUAGUCCAUAUACAAUUGGCGUGUGGAGAAGGAGAUGGCUCUGUUGAAGCACAGUACAUGGAGCUUCGAGAGAGCUUUUGCUAUUCUCCGGUGGCAGCCAGCGCUUGCAGCAUUUGCCCCAGGCAUGCUUGGAUUGGGGCAGGCUGGGCCUGCCGUUUUGGAGAGUGCAAUUUCCACUGAGCCCCCAGCAGGGGCAUCGGGCAUCAAGAGUUUCGCCACAGCUGCGAUGGGCAAGGUGAAGCGAAAGAGCCCCAAGGGCUUGCCCCCUCCUGAUGAAGGGGGAACCGGGCAGCGCCGGGCUGCCCUCGAUGCGGCGCUGCUGCAGAUUGAGAGCAGCUUUGGGUCUGGCUCCGUGAUGCGCAUGGGGGACCUGGCGGCGGCCAACAAGAACGUGGCGGUCAUUCCCACGGGCUCCCUCGCACUGGACGCCGCGCUCGGGGUGGGGGGGCUACCCAAGGGGCGAGUGGUGGAGAUCUUUGGACCGGAGGCGUCAGGGAAGACCACCCUGGCGCUGCAUGUGGUGGCAGAAGCGCAGAAGCAGGGAGGGACGUGCGUGUUCAUUGACGCUGAGCAUGCUCUGGACGCCUCGUUUGCGGAAGCGAUUGGCGUGCACACAGCGGACCUGCUGAUUGCGCAGCCCGACAGCGGGGAGCAGGCGCUCGCGGUGGCGGACACGCUCAUUCGCAGCGGCUCCGUGGACGUGGUCGUCGUGGACAGUGUGGCUGCGCUGGUGCCCAAGGCGGAGCUGGCGGGCGAGAUGGGCGACGCGCACAUGGCCCUGCAGGCGCGCCUCAUGAGCCAGGCGCUGCGCAAGCUCACGCACUCGCUUGCCAAGAGCGACACCCUGCUCAUCUUCAUCAACCAGAUACGAAAUAAGCUCAGCACGUUCGGAGGGUUCGGGGGACCCCAGGAGGUCACGUCGGGCGGCAACGCGCUCAAGUUCUACUCGUCGGUGCGGCUGAACAUUCGGCGCAUAGCGUACUUGAAAAAGGGAGAAGAGGUAGUGGGCAGCACGGUGCGCGUGAAGAUUGCCAAGAACAAAGUCGCGCCGCCGUUCCGGGCAGCGGAGUUCGACAUCGAGUUUGGGCGCGGCAUCUCGCAGGAGGGCGAGCUGCUGGACAUCGGCGUGCGGGAGGGCCUCCUGCACAAGUCGGGCGCGUGGUACUCGUACAAAGGGGAGAACUUCGCGCAGGGCCGGGACAAGGGCAAGCUGUACUUGCGGGACAACCCCGCAUUUGCCGCCGAGCUGACGGCAGCGGUGCGGGAGCGGUUGCAGAGUUCACUUUUGGAGCGGAAAGAUAGCACGAGCGGUGCCACGUCGGUCGAUGACGAGAGCGUCGAAGAGGACGACCUAGAAAGAGACGAUUAUGGAGCAGAGGCCGUGGGAUGAGGCGGCUGCUUCGUCCAUGUUUGAUCUUAUUGUAAAAAGGCGUCUAGCUGAACCGUCACACGUCGUCUGGUAUAUGUGCGCAACAUCAUUUGCA
This is a messenger RNA of Klebsormidium nitens, 1691 nucleotides long. Lineage: Eukaryota; Viridiplantae; Streptophyta; Klebsormidiophyceae; Klebsormidiales; Klebsormidiaceae. The record is from the annotation of a GenBank genome assembly.